AAGGAUUGCCAGUUUGAAUUCCGGGUCCUGCAGAGAAGUUGGUGCGUUGGCAGCCCCAGGAGGUUCCAAAACUCUGUCGGAAGGAGAGAGCUCCAACCCAGGUUCAGACAGUGAGCCCAGUUCCACAGCAUCAGGAAACCAUAAACAACACAGACGGAGGAACUCAAGACAGAAACAUCAUCACUGCAUGGACUGCUUCACUAGUUUUUAUGAUCCAGAGGAGUUGAGAAGACACACUUGUAGGCCCCACCCCUGCUCAGAUUGCAGAGGCAGUGUUAUUUGUCCAACUCACCUCAAAUCAAAACAGACUCAGAAAACGAAGGCGACAUACCCGUGUGGUCAAUGUGGAAUGAGAUGUGAAACACCAAGCAAACUAAAGACGCACCAGAGAACUCACACAGGAGAGAAGCCAUACCACUGCACUGUUUGUGGAAAGGGUUGCAGUCAUUCGGACCAUCUAAAGACGCACCAGAGAACUCACACAGGAGAGAAGCCUUACCACUGCUCCCAAUGUGGAAAGAGUUUCAGUCAGUUAACAACUUUGAGAAACCACCACCUAACUCACACAGGACAGAAGUCUUACCUCUGCUCUCAUUGUGGGAAGAGUUUCAGUCAGUUAGCCAACCGAAAUACACACCAGUUAAUUCACACAGGAGAGAAGCCAUACAACUGCUCUCAGUGUGGGAAGGAUUUCAGAUCUCCAAGAGAAUUAAAGUCACACACGAGAACGCACACAGGAGAGAAGCCUUUCCACUGCUCCCAAUGUGGAAAGAGUUUCAGUCAGUUAUCAAGUCUGAAAAGACACCAACUAACUCACACAGGAGAGAAGCCUUACCUUUGUUCUCAAUGUGGGAAGAGUUUCACCACGUUAUCUGAACUGAAGCCACACCAGAUAACUCACACAGGAGAGAAGCCGUACCUCUGCUCUCAAUGUGGGGAUAGUUUCACCAGUUUAUAUUUCCUAAAGAAACACCACCUAACUCACACUGGAGAAAAGCCUUACCUCUGCUCUCAUUGUGGGAAGAGUUUCAGUCAGUUAGCCAACCUAAAUACACACCAGUUAAUUCACACAGGAGAGAAGCCUUACCACUGCUCUCAAUGUGGGGAUAGUUUCACCAGUUUAUAUUUCCUAAAGAAACACCAGCUGAUUCACACGGGUGGAAAGCUGUUCCAAUGCUCCCAGUGUGGUAAAAGUUUCAGUCAUUCAUCAACUCUGAAGAAACAUCAGAUAACUCACACAGGGGAGAAACCUUGCCACUGUUCUCAGUGUGGAAAGAGUUUCAGUCUGGUAGGAAACCUAAAGAGACACCAACUAACCCACACCGUAGAGAAGCCUUAGCAAUGCUCUCAUUGUGGGAAGUGUGUCAGUCAUUUACACCACCUAACAUCCAGUUAAUUCACACAGGAGAGAAACAAUACCGCUGCUCUGUGCAUUUCAGUCAAUCAGCAAAUUUGAAGAAGCAUCAGGGAAUUCAUACAGGAGAAAAGCUGUGUCGUUAGAUCUGAAGACACCCGUUUGUUCACAUAGGGGAGAAGCCUUAACUCUUCUAUCAAUGUGGGGAUAGUUUCACCAGUUUAUUUCCAAAAUAACACCAGCUAAUUAUGACUAAUAAUAACUUACCUGGUUAGAUAAAGGGGGUAAAAAAUGACAUACAAAGGAUUGUGGCAGCUGCUCCCUGUGUGGAAAGCUUCAGUCAGUGAACAAAUUUGAAGACCCACCAUUUCACUGGCACGGUGUGAGGAAAAGAUUCAGUCCCCUAGGAGACCUAAAGAAACACCAGCUAACUCACCCUGGAGAGAUUCCUUACCAUGUUCUUAAAAUAAAGCUGGUAUGAUAAGGCUUUAUUGUGAACAUAUCCCUAUUUCAGGAAUCACCAAAAAGGCAGCACGGUAGAGAAAACUGAGUGAAGUUGACAUUGUGGAAUCCAUAGCUAAUAUCUGUCCAUAGAGAAUCCUGAGUAAUCACAGACAUCAUAUAUUCUAGUUGGAUUUCUAUAUCGCUUUAAAAAAAAAAUAUAUAUAUAUAUAUAAUUUAGUCACGGAAAAUGUAUACAACAAAAACUUCUAAAUGGCAGAAAAUAAAUACAACUAUUGUAAGUAUCCUGUCUCUUUAUUAUGGAGGGUUGAAGAGUCAUUAUAUCUGGUGCUUUACAGGGAGGCUAUACUGUAAGUAAAGCAAUGGCGGUCGGUGCCGUUUUAAGAUGAGAAGGAAUAUAUAUUUUAAAUGUAUGAGCCUUAUUUCUAUUACAGCAGACUGGAUGACUGUCAUUCAUAUUCCAUUCAUCCAGAUCAAUGGAACAUCGAUAGGUUUAGGCUACUACAUGAUACUAAUUUCCCCUCUACCCAUCAUGAGGAUGCUACAACCUGGCCUAUGAAUUAAAGUUUAAAACAUAGGUGCAGAGGUCGAGAUAAUUUAGAGUAAUCAAGGUGACAGACGUGUUCAAUACUGCCUUGCACACUUGCCUGCAUCUAGCUGAUCUAGGGUUUAAUCAUUAGUCAUUAGUCCAACAGUUGCACAUUAGAGUUUCUGUUGGACAAAGGUAAGUUUAUCCCUGUUUCAUUCCGUUUGCUUCCAUUUAAGAAAAGUUCCUCACAAAGACACGGGGUUGGAACCAGAAGUCUUCAAUUUGGGCUCAUCAGACCAAAGGACAGAUUUCCACCGGUCUAAUGUCCAUUGCUCGUCUUUCUUGGCCUACGCAAGGCUCUUCUUCUUAUUGGAGUCCUUUAGUAGUGGUUUCUUUGCAGCAAUUAGACCACGAAGGCCUGAUUUACACAGUCUCCUCUGAACAGUUGAUGUUAUGUGUCUAUUACUUGAACUCUGUGAAGCAUUUAUUUGGGCUGCAAUCUGAGGUGCAGUUAACUGUAAUGAACUGAUCCUCUGUAACAGAGGUAAGUCUGGGUCUUUCCUUCCUGUGGUGGUCCUCAUGAGAGCCAGUUUCAUCAUAGCACUUGAUGGUUUUUGCGACUGCACUUGAAGAAACUUUCAAAGUUCUUGAAAAUGUCCAGAUUGACUGACCAUGUCAUUUGAGCUGUUCUUGUCGUAAUAUGGACUUGGGUCUUUUACCAAAUAGGGCUCUUCUGUAUACCACCGCCUACCUUGUCACAACACAACUGAUUGGCUCAAACGCGUUAAGAAGGAAAGAAAUUCCACAGAUUAAUUAAGAAGGCACAGCUGUUAAUUGAAUUCAUUCCAGGUGACUACCUCAUGAAGCUCGUUGAGAGAAUGCCAAGAGUUGUGCAAAGCUGUCAUCAAGGCAAAGGGUGGCUACUUUGAAGAAUCUCAAAUAAAAUUUAUUUUGAUUUAUUAAUCCUUUUUUUGUUUACACACAUUGUACAGAAUCAUGUAGUAUUUCAUAGUUUUGAUGUCUUCACUAUUAUUCUACAAUGUAGAAAAUCGUCAAAAUAAAAGAAAAACCCUUGAAUAGUAGGUUUGUCCAAAC
Molecule: messenger RNA, 3440 nt
Organism: Oncorhynchus nerka (sockeye salmon)
Lineage: Eukaryota; Metazoa; Chordata; Actinopteri; Salmoniformes; Salmonidae
Product: oocyte zinc finger protein XlCOF6-like
Exons: 2
Coding region: 188-1339 (383 amino acids)
Biological process (GO): regulation of transcription by RNA polymerase II
Molecular function (GO): RNA polymerase II cis-regulatory region sequence-specific DNA binding; DNA-binding transcription factor activity, RNA polymerase II-specific
Source: RefSeq, a predicted model, not a curated record